Messenger RNA from Harpia harpyja (harpy eagle), 1383 nucleotides. Its product is annotated as 11-beta-hydroxysteroid dehydrogenase 1-like. Gene Ontology annotation, biological process: steroid catabolic process. Gene Ontology annotation, cellular component: endoplasmic reticulum membrane; intracellular membrane-bounded organelle. The coding region runs from base 364 to 1245 and encodes 293 amino acids. The transcript has 6 exons. The record is from RefSeq and is a predicted model, not a curated record. Gene Ontology annotation, molecular function: 11-beta-hydroxysteroid dehydrogenase (NADP+) activity; steroid binding. NCBI's taxonomy places the organism in Eukaryota, Metazoa, Chordata, Aves, Accipitriformes, Accipitridae.
GGCUGCCUCUGAUGUUCUCAAAGUGAAACUUGAUGCUGCUCAGCAAAGACACACCUCUUCCAGGGUGUUGUGCAAAAUUCUGCAUUUUAACGUAGGACAGGAAAUAUGACAAGAGCCAGGCAGAACCCAAACAGCCGGCACUGCCGGUUAGGCCGAGGUUUGCCAGCUCCAGCGGGGAGCAAAUCAAAGGGUUUGCUUCGCUUAUCUACCCACCCGUGAUUUUCCAGUGCUUUGGGAGUUGCAAUUCCUUCGCUAACAGGUUUUAAAGGACCGGCUUUGCUGCUUCCCUCUGGAGCAGCUCCGCAGAGGGGUUUUUUUUUCCUCCCUUCUCUCUCAUGCUUUAUUUCCCGACUCCACAGUGGGAUGGGUCGGUUGCAAAAGAUUCUCAUUCCCUUUUUGGGAUUGGUUUUGGCCUUCUGGUUUUAUUCUGCGAGGGAGAAUUUCAAACCGGAGAUGCUGAAAGGGAAGCGGGUGAUUGUCACCGGAGCAAGCACUGGAAUUGGCGAGCAGAUGGCGUAUCACCUGGCACGGAUGGGAUCCCACAUUUUGAUCACAGCACGGACAGAGGCCAAGCUACAGAAAGUGGUGGAGCGGUGCCUGGAGCUGGGGGCCGCCUCGGCACGGUACGUCAGCGGCACCAUGGAGGACAUGGCCUUCGCCGAGCACGUGGUGAAGGAGGCAGAGACCUCGCUGGGAGGCCUAGACAUGCUGAUUCUUAAUCACGUCGGCACAUCGUACUUUGGUUAUUUCAAUGGGGACGUUGGGCAUGUACGAAAGCUCCUGGAGAUCAACUUCCUCAGCUACGUGGCAAUGACUACAUCUGCCCUGCCCAUGCUGAAGGAGAGCGAAGGCAGCAUCGUAGUGGUUUCAUCCAUGGCAGGUAAAGUCGGGUUUCCCUUUACGGUCCCCUACUCUGCAACUAAGUUUGCCUUGGACGGAUUUUUCAGCUCCCUGAGGCAGGAAUUCAGCAUUCAGAGCGUGAACGUUUCCAUCACGCUCUGCAUCCUUGGCUUCAUCGAUACUGAGAGCGCGCUGCGCGCCGCCGCCGAGGUGCUGCUGGUGCCGCCGGCGCCGCGGGAGGAGUGCGCGCUGGAGAUCCUGCGGGCCGGGGCCCUCCGCCGGCGGGAGCUCUACUACCGCUACGGCUCCACCCGCCUCCCGCUGCUCCUGCGGGACUGGGCCGCCGAGCUGCUGGACUACCUGGUCAGGAGCCGCUACCGCCUGGACGGCCUCAAGAGGACCUAGCGAGCCGCCCCGCGCCGCCCCCGCCCGGCUAAUUGAGGGGGUGAUUAAGGGCGGACCGCCGGCCCGGGCCGGGGUUCGCCGGUGCAACACCCUCCUCUGCCGGCGGAGACGGGCCUGGCAGGGCGCCGAGGGCUGCCG